CUACAACUUAGUCACCCUCAUGAAAGAAGGCAAUACAACUAAGAACGAUCCGACUAUGACAGCGUUCGAAGUAAAGAAGGUGAGGCCAAAUUACUUCAGUGUCAGUUUGGCGAUAGCAUUGAAUCGGGUAACAGUACUAUUCGUACUGUUAAAUUUUUUGUAAUUUAACUAGUUUUCCAAAGCAAAUACCUAAGCUUUCUUUAAUUGCAAAACUUUUGUAAUUCAUAUUUGUGAACGAAAAUAUGCAUACUUAAAUGUACACACCUACAUACGUAUAUAUGAAUGGAUAUGUGAGAAAACUCGUAUUAAUUGUAGUUGUUAAAUACUUUACAUGAAACUUGCGGAAAGUUGUAUGAAACAUGAAUAUUUAAAAUAAUUCCUUCUGAAAAAAUAAAUAUGUGAAUAUUAAACGUCUUCAAUUAAACUAAAAUAAUUGAAUAUAUCUGAAUAUUUUUGAAAAUUUUGUAAUUAAAUGGUAAUUCAUGGUUGUGCAUGGAAAGUUGCAUUGAAGUUAUGACAUACUUGUAGUAUGGAAUACCUGAAAUUUGAAAAAACUCGAGGUAUUAGUUUUAUCAAGUGCAAAUAAUUUGAAAGUAAUCAAUAAGCUUAAAGCAUUGACAACUUUAAAAAGUGAGAGUUUGUUUUAUGUUGCAAUCCUUUCUACAGUAUAGUCACAGUUACUAAAAAAAACAUAUAAACCAAAACCACCUAAAAGUUAUUUAUAAUAAUGGAUUUAUCUGCAGCGCUUUACUUAUGCUUAAUAGCAUUAUGCACAUCAACGGGAAGUAAACCGAAACCAGGUCGAGGAAAAGGAUCCAUGUGGUGGGGUAUAGCUAAAGUGGGGGAACCAAAUAAUAUAUCACCACUUAGCUCAGGUAUUAUGUAUAUGGAUCCCGCCAUUCAUUCCACACUACGACGAAAACAACGACGCUUAGUUCGUGAUAAUCCUGGCGUAUUGGGUGCACUAGUGAAAGGAGCCAACCUUGCUAUAAGUGAAUGUCAGCAUCAAUUUCGAAAUCGGCGUUGGAACUGUUCAACAAGAAAUUUUCUGCGCGGCAAAAAUUUGUUCGGCAAAAUUGUCGAUAGAGGCUGUCGUGAGACUGGCUUUAUUUAUGCCAUCACCAGUGCCGCUGUCACACAUUCGAUUGCGCGCGCCUGCAGCGAGGGCUCCAUUGAAUCGUGCACCUGUGAUUAUAGCCAUCAGUCGCGAUCGCCGCAAGCGAGCCACCAAACAGGCAGCGUAGCGGGUGUUCGCGACUGGGAAUGGGGAGGGUGCUCGGACAAUAUCGGAUUUGGUUUUAAAUUCUCACGUGAUUUCGUAGACACUGGUGAACGUGGUCGCAAUUUGAGAGAAAAAAUGAACUUACAUAAUAACGAAGCUGGCCGCAGUCAUGUACAAACGGAAAUGCGUCAGGAAUGUAAAUGCCACGGUAUGUCCGGCUCCUGUACCGUAAAGACUUGCUGGAUGCGGCUGGCUAAUUUUCGCGUAAUAGGUGAUAAUCUUAAGGAUCGUUUUGAUGGUGCAUCCCGCGUAAUGGUCAGUAAUAGCCUAAGACAAAAUAGGAAUUUAGUACCAAGUAAUUCUGCAAAUUCAAAUGUCAUUGGAAUGUCUAGUACGGCUCUAAGCCCUAAUGCAGCUAGCCCGAAUGCUUUCAGCGCAGAUCGAAUGAUGAAUGAUCAUAUACUAGACCAUUUAAUAAAUUCACAUCCAAAUAAACCACCUUUAAAUACCGUUAAUAGCUUGUCCCGAAAUUCGGUGCGGAGCCGUGGACGUCAAGGGAAAAAGAACAAUAGAUACAACUUUCAGUUGAAACCGCAGAAUCCAGAACAUAAGCCACCUGGCCUCAAAGAUAUUGUUUACCUGGAACAGUCACCAAGCUUCUGCGAGAAAAAUUUGCGCUUAGGUAUUCAAGGAACACAUGGGCGUCAAUGCAAUGAUACAUCAAUCGGCGUUGAUGGCUGUGACUUGAUGUGUUGCGGUCGCGGCUAUCGUACACAAGUCAUCGACGUCAUCGAACGUUGCGCAUGUACAUUUCACUGGUGCUGUGAAGUCAAGUGUAAAACGUGUCGAAUAAAAAAAACAAUACAUACGUGUUUAUAAGUAGUGAUGAAUAUUUUUUAAAUCUCCGCCCGAUACCCUCUGAAGGCAGCUAGAACUAAAAUUUUUCAAAGGAAAUGUAUAUAAGCUUUAAAAAGUAAAUAAAACGGUUAUGCACUCUGCCUCAAAUCAUUAACAACCGUUGCCCUCCAACAGAAUAAAGUGUACAGAGGAUUUUUGUAUGACAGGGUUACCAAGUGCGCCGGUAAAAAUAUCAAUAGAACAAAAAUAACUAACGAAAAGGAAAUAAAGGGUGGGGUUUGAAGAUAUGCGGUGCCUUUGUUACACCCUGUUUAUUUUUUUAAUUUAUUUUUUACAAUCAACAGGUUGUUCGCUAUAUUAAAGGACACUACAUUAAGUGAGUUGUCAAUUAAUUCCAACGAAUAUAUAUAUAUCAGAAUUUCUUUAAAGUUGAUACACAUAUAUGUGUAAUUAUAUAUAUAUACAUACAUAUAUACUUAAAGACAACCAGCUGGGCACUGAAACUAAAAAUAGGCAUAAAUACUUGUAUAUGUAUACAUAUGUAUAAUCUGUUUUUAUACGGUAUAUUGGUUCCAGAAAAACACGUUAAAAGACGUUGAUUGUAUGCAAAAAUAGGUGAUUGGUUCCUUAUCUUUAAGGGGGUAUUUUGGUUUAGAAGCCCGAAUUUUAGGCUCUUUCUCGGACCUGACUAAAAAAAACAAGAAAUAUUUUUACCAUACAUUUUUUAAUUGAUGUUUAUAGCGUACAAAUAAAUUCUAAUAUUAAAAAAAAAAACAAUUUCAAUAAAAUUCCAGGCCGGCAAAGUGGGGACUGAUGAAAAAAUGGCGUAUCCUGGUGUGCAGGAUAUUAGAACUCCCAGUAACUCUAAAUGGAAAUUGUUGAGUGAUCCUUAAAGAUCCUUUUUCACAAAAUGGCGGCUGUUUGAAAACUAUGUUUGGGUAUUUCCCUAUUUUUUGCAGUUCGGAAUUUUUUAAAAAUGUAAAAGAGAAUUUUUAAAAAAAUUCUCUCGUAGUGCGAUACUAUAAUGUAUAAAGAAGCUCUGCCGCGUCGAGUUGCCAGUCGAUUUGGUCGGCGCAUCACAAAAUGAGCUGUAACUCCGAAAAUAAUUGAAAUUAAAUCGAUAUUUUUGAAUUUCUAAACCAGAAUACCCCCUUGAAACCUGUUAAAAUUCGUGAAAAACAAGGUUUAUAUAAAACAGCUAUGAUGUUAAAAAAAAGAAUAGGUUUUUAAAUUUUUAAUAUAAGAAAAAAUUAAAAAAAAAAAUUAAAAUUAUAAUAAUAAAUACAGGAACAAUUUUUAAUUGCUGACAUCAUCAGUUACUCGCAGUGCUUGUAAACUUUUUGUGGAUAUAAAAAGGGAAUUCCCCUAAAUUUACGCUUUUUACAAUUGAUCUGACCAGUAAACUUGCUUGUAUCCCCAAAAAGGGAAUUCCUGUAAAUUUUAAAAAAUUUUGAAACGUGCUAAUGGAAUUAGCGUGCCUAAUGGAAUAAUCGUCUAAAAAAUUAAAAAAAAAAAAAAUUAUUUACAAACCGUUUGAAAUCAAAACCGUGUAAAAACAGAAUUAGGUGUAUAUAUGUGGGGACCAACGAAAAUUUCACCGCGUAAACAUACUUUAAGUUUAGAAGAUGCUAAAUAUAAGUGCAUUUUUUGUAAGUUGGCUUUAAACCUACCCAUUAAAGCGUAUUUGAACGCUGUUUACAGUAUUAUAUCAGUUGAAUUCAUAAUCACUAAGUAGAAGAUAUACUUUUUUAAGAAAAAGAAAUAAACAUUUUCCAGUUUAUUAUUUGAUAAGGUGUGAGUACUUGUGUACGAAUGUAUAUGUGAAUAUUGCCUUGUGCCUUGCAUUGGAUCUAACCGAAGACUGAGAUUUUGUAGCUUGCAUAUUACUUUUGUCCUUUAAUUGCAAUUUAUUGUCAUAUAUGCUUUUUCUUAUAUUGUUGUAUGCGUAUCUGUACAUACAUAUGUACAUAAACAUUAGAGUGGGUCAAAGAAAAAUAAUAUUUUUUUUUCGCUUGGUACUCCGAAAAAUUGGUUGGUAGACACCUCUAUGAAAAGUUCUUUAAGUAUCAGCUCUUAAUUGUAACGGGAAGGGCCUCCGCUUUAUCACUAUCUAUUUUUUUAUGAUUGAAUGGAUUUGGUAGGAAAUUGCAUGCUUCACUAAAUGGUUUCUUAAGUUUUUUUCGUAAACCUAACAAUUUAAAAAAUAUUAACUUUUAAAGUUUAACUAUUUUAAAGAAAAUUUGUAUGUUUCUUUAGAAUUGUAUAACUCAAUGAAAAAUCAGCAUUUUAAAUUGUAAAGUAAAAUUGUUUCUUUUUUCUCUUUUUAUGGUUUGGACCUAGAGGUGUCUACUAACCAAUUUUACCAAGCGAAAAUAAAUAUACUUUUUUUUAUCCACCUUAAUAUACAUGUACCACAUAUAUUCAUGCUGUACGAUUUUUUAAACUUACUAAAAGCCUUGACAUAAUUUGUACCAGUUAUUCAGUAUAAGAUAGGUUUUAACCGAUGAUGAUUUGGGAGUUAAUUAGUUUGUUGUUUAAUAAACAUAAAAAAAAAUAAUGUUCAAACCACCAUGAGACUGUUUUAGGAAAUAUUUUUUUCUACAUACUUGAUAAAGCUGUUCUGAAACCCAUUAAAAAUUGAUUCAGGAGCCAUAUACGAAAAAUAUAUAAAAGAAAAGUUAAUUAGUAAACAAUUAUAAUUUUAGUAUUUAAAAACAAAAAGUAUUAAAAAUAAUUGAUCUACGAGGAAAAAUAUAAUUUUAUUCUCAUUUAAAUUCAAUAUACAUACAUUUCAUAGUAAAAUUAUUUUGAUUUUGACGUUUAAGAUAAAAUCUCAGGAGGUUAAAAGAAAAUAUUGAAACGGAGUUAAAAUUUAUUUCGUGCAUUUACAUUUUGAAGAUUUUAUUGAAGGCUGAACAAGUCGUUCACAUUUAAUAUGUUUCAUUAUGUAUUUUAACAUUAACAUGAUUCAUUUUUAUUAUAAAAAUUGUUGGUUUAGUCAGUGCAUAUAUCAAUAAUAUCAAUGAUAAAAUUACCUCUUGUUGAAUAGAAGAUAUUCGAAAAUAUUUUGAUAAUAUCCUCCCAAUGUAUUUAUAGGCGUAAAACAUGGUACCAACGAAACAUUUUCAAAAAUCAUACACCUACAUAUUAUAUAAGUUCCUCAACAAAUUAUUUUAGCUCGACAAGCAAAAAACGUAAUUAAAUCUCUAUCAUCAUUUUGUUUAUAAACGCUUUCUCAGUAUGCAUGUUGUUUAGUAAAUAGUUUGUAUAAAAUAGAAAUAUGUAAUUUUAUAUGUAAAUAUAUUUAUGAAUUACAUAUGUAAGUGACUUUGUAUUCCUUCAGCACAAAAUCUGUUUAAAUACGUUUUUAGUGCAAAUUAUUUAAUAUUUUGUUAGCUAAGCCAAAUAAAGUCUUGAAUUAAAAUUAAA
Molecule: messenger RNA, 5509 nt
Organism: Bactrocera oleae (olive fruit fly)
Lineage: Eukaryota; Metazoa; Arthropoda; Insecta; Diptera; Tephritidae
Gene: wg
Product: Wnt family member 1 wingless
Biological process (GO): canonical Wnt signaling pathway; multicellular organism development; cell fate commitment
Cellular component (GO): extracellular region
Molecular function (GO): frizzled binding; cytokine activity
Source: RefSeq, a predicted model, not a curated record